Molecule: messenger RNA, 246 nt
Organism: Eimeria mitis
Lineage: Eukaryota; Apicomplexa; Conoidasida; Eucoccidiorida; Eimeriidae
Exons: 1
Coding region: 1-246 (81 amino acids)
Source: RefSeq, a predicted model, not a curated record
AUGAACAACAGCCGCAGCAGCAGCAGCAGCAUCAGCAGCAGCAGCAGCAGCACCAUCACCAGCAGCAUCAGCAGCACCAUCAAUAGCAGCAUCAGCAGCACCAUCAGCAGCAGCAGCACCAUCACCAGCAGCACCAUCACCAUCACCAUCACCAUCACCAUCACCAUCAGCACCACCAGCAGCAACAGCAGCAGCAGCAGCAGCAGCAGCAGCAGCAGCAGCAGCAGCAAGCGUACUGGUCUAUGA